ACGGCAGUCAUUCAGAGCCCGACUAGCGCGUCGUGCACAUUUCGCGCCUCCGUCUCCGAGCUCCCGCGUUCGCUGGUAAAAGGAGCAGCGCGCGAAGACGUGUAUAACAAUACAAUAUUCGUGACAGUGCGCGGGUUCGAGUUCGAUCGAGGAUCAGACAGAGAAAGAGAGAGGGGGAGAGAGAGAGAGAGAAAAGGAGCGGAACGACAGUGCCUGACAUUCUGUUUCGGAAGUGAAAUUCACGCCAUGGCCGUCGUUUGAGGUCGAUUCCUGAGUGCAAGACUAGUUUUCCCCCAUUCUACCUCAUUCUACCUUGACAUCGGUGCCCGUCGACGAUCCUGCGUCGAGGACCCGCGGCAAGGUUUAGGAAACAGAAAGAAUGUCGAAAUCAGGGAGCAUCAAAGAUGACGAGAAGGGGCCCUAUGAUCCGGUCCCUACCGCUGAAAAGGGCAACGACGAGAUUAAGCUGGAAGCGAAAAUGUCGCUCCUCAACGGUGUCACCGUCAUCGUCGGCUCCAUCAUCGGUUCCGGCAUUUUCGUCAGUCCAACGGGAGUCCUUAAAUAUACCGGAAGCGUGAAUGCGAGUCUUCUCGUUUGGACGGCGUCCGGAAUUUAUUCUAUGAUAGGGGCUUACUGCUACGCCGAGCUCGGCUGCAUGAUUAAGAAAUCGGGUGCGGAUUAUGCAUACAUUAUGGAGACUUUUGGACCCUUUUUGGCAUUUAUCAGACUAUGGGUCGAGUGCAUGAUAGUGCGUCCUUGCAGUCAAGCUAUCGUGGCCUUGACUUUCAGCGUCUACGUCCUCAAGCCGAUUUUUCCGGACUGCACGCCACCCGAUGAGUCCGUAAGAAUGCUCGCUGUCUGCUGCAUAUGUAUUCUCGCUUUCGUAAAUUGCUGGGACGUCAAAUGGGCGACGAGAGUGCAGGACAUCUUCACGUAUGCGAAAUUAGUCGCGCUUUUCGUAAUAAUCUUCACCGGAGCGUAUCAGCUUUGCACCGGACACACACAGUAUUUUACGUUUGACAACAGUAACACGGAAGUCACGUCUAUAGCACUCAGUUUUUAUUCAGGCCUGUUCGCUUACAACGGUUGGAACUACUUGAACUUCAUAAUUGAAGAACUGAAAGACCCCGUUAGGAAUCUACCGAAGGCCAUCGGCAUUUCGUGCGCUCUCGUUACAAUCGUCUACGUCUUUACGAACAUGGCCUUUUACACUACCCUUAGUCCCGUCGAAGUGCUCGGUAGUGAAGCUGUGGCGGUGACAUACGCAAACAGAUUGUUUGGCGUGAUGGCGUGGACGAUACCAGUUUUCGUAGCUCUAUCUACAUUUGGCGCAGUUAACGGCAUUUUACUCACGUCCUCGCGACUUUUCUAUGCGGGUGCCUGCGAGGGUCAAAUGCCGGAGAUACUGACGAUGAUCCAUCCGCCCCCCCCCCCCGCCGUAAUUUGCAUGGCUCUACUAUCUAUGGUGUACCUGUGCUCUUCCAACAUUUUCCGUCUCAUCAAUUAUGUCGGCUUCGCCACCUGGCUCAGCAUAGGCGUUUCCGUGUUGUGCCUUCCGUGGCUCAGGUGGAGCCAGCCGAACUUGUUGAGACCGAUCAAAGUGAAUCUCAUUUUUCCGAUCUUCUACAUCCUAGCCACUCUCUUUGUUACGAUUGUUCCGAUGUACGCGAGUCCCGUUGAAACUGGAUAUGGUUGUCUGAUGAUAUUUUCCUCCAUACCUGUCUACCUUGUAUUUAUCUCGUGGAAAAAAAAACCGAAAUUCUUCCAAAAAGGAGUCGGCGCCGUCACCCAAAGUUUGCAGAAGAUGAUGGUAGUCGUGGGGCCACAAAAGGCAAAGGUUCAGAACACACAGUAACAUAAUUUUACUCUUGUCAUGUCACGCAUGUUUAGCACUCAUAUAUUUUCUUUGCUUCCUAUUUUUCGUCUUAUCUGAUUGGAAUAUUUGCUAGAAUUAGCUCAUCUUUCAAAAUUGCUCUCGAUUCAUGUAUGCAUGCUUCUAAUUGUUAUCACAAUUUUUCUUCGCUCUAUUGUACAUUUACAU
This is a messenger RNA of Mycetomoellerius zeteki, 2041 nucleotides long. Its product is annotated as Y+L amino acid transporter 2. Gene Ontology annotation, biological process: amino acid transmembrane transport. Gene Ontology annotation, cellular component: membrane. Gene Ontology annotation, molecular function: L-amino acid transmembrane transporter activity. NCBI's taxonomy places the organism in Eukaryota, Metazoa, Arthropoda, Insecta, Hymenoptera, Formicidae. The record is from RefSeq and is a predicted model, not a curated record.